Meloidogyne enterolobii is the source of this 1038-nucleotide messenger RNA. The record is from the annotation of a GenBank genome assembly. NCBI's taxonomy places the organism in Eukaryota, Metazoa, Nematoda, Chromadorea, Rhabditida, Meloidogynidae.
UUUUGGGUUCAUUCAAUUACUGGUGGAUUACCUAUUUUUGCUGGAGGCACCGGAUCUGGUUCUUCAGGGGUUCCAGGAACUUCGUUUCUGCAGCGUCAUAGUCGUACAAUGCCUUACUUCAAACAAAUUUUGGGUGAUGAGCGACGAAGUAGUUGGGCAUCCUCUUGCUCUGCCCCGAUUACUUCUGGAUCUGUAGCAGCCACAGCAGCUGCAUUGGCCAUCAAUGCUCAACAACAAGCACAACUUGAGCGUCUAUAUAGACAAUCAAUCGCUCAGACAAAUGCCGCAGCUUCAUCUUCUGAUGCAUCUGCUUCGUCUGCCCUUUCAGGUGUUCAACAAUUACAGUUAGAAUUUCAAAAAUUAUAUGCAAGUACAAAAGAAGGUUCCCCUGGUCCUGGUGGUGUAGGAGGAACAUCUUCGGCUGCUGUUAAUACACAAAAUCCUUUACUUGUGGGUGGGUUAAUGAAUGUCGAUCCUGGAGCUUUAUUUAUUAAGUCUGCACUUGCACAGCUGCAACAACAACAACAAAUGCCAACUAUCAAUAUUACUGAUGAAAAUAAUCAAAAUGUUGAGUCUGCAUUUUUAUCUUUGGAAUCGAAUUCGAUUUUGCCAAAUACCGACCCUCCAACACUUCCAAAUGUUUAUUCUGCAACAGGAGGUAUUGGAAACUCUAUAUCUUUAACUAAUUCUCCAACUGAUAUUGGAACUAAUCAACCAUUAAAAUUUGUUUAUAUUCCUGUUUGUAUUGAAACAGCAACCCAACGACUUGAAAAGUAUGUUAAAAAUAAUCAACUUUUGUGCGAAGUUCAAUGUGACGAGCAAAAGGAGGCAUCAACACAGAUAGUUAAUUCUGUACGUAUUCGCGUUGCACCUCCAUCGAAUGAAUCAAAUAAAGCAACAAUUCUUGAAUUAAUUUUAUAUAGAAUAGAUCAAUCGCCAAAUAUUAGCCGAGCAGCAUUUACUCAUAUUCAAGGUGAUGUUAAUGAAUAUGAACAAUUACGUGUUAAUUUAUUAUCAAUAUUCAACGAAGUUGUGUGA